AUGGCCUCGCUGACCCUGGGUGGUCGCCGAAGAGGGGUUCAGUCUGCAAUGCGGAGCUGUGCAGCACGGAGGUUUGGGGCCUCCACCCGUGGAGACUUUGCGACGACGUCGCUGACGGGGAGUAUGAGACUGCACCCGGGCCACAGGAAGCAAGCCUUCAAAGCAGAUUGCACACGGAUAUGGGGAAACCUCUUCGACUACACUUACUCGCAAUACAAGGACAACCACACACCGGUCGCCAUCAAGUGCCAGAAGCAUGGAACCUUCUGGAUGAAGCCCCGUGAUCACAUCCAGCGCCGGCUCGGGUGCCCCAAGUGCGGAAGUCUUUUCGUUCCAGGGUCUCUGCAGGAGAGGGCUGCCGUGAUGCUCACCACGGAAUCGAUGCCCAGUCUCGGCCAGCAUAUCCUCAGGUCCCGGCAGCUCGCCUCGCAGAUCGCUUCUGUGGCUCUGAAGGGAGAGGAGAGCUGGGUGGUGGAGGUGGGGGUCGGAGCCGGCGCACUGACGACUGCGUUGCUGCAAAGCCCGUCAUGCGAGGGUGUGGUGGGCUUCGAGCUGGAUGAGCGGAUCCUGUCCCAGGCCAUGGAGAAGGGCGGCGUGAUACGGCGAUACCAUCCAAUUUCCAGGGACGUCCCUGAGGUGGCCCGCACGCUGUCGAGGGAGGCAUGGGAAGAUCACCUGGUCGGCAGCAGCCGCUGCUUUGUCUUUAAGGGCGACUUCCUGUCCUGCCGCGCGGUGCCCAGCCGCUGCCAAGUUGCUGUCGGCAACAUUCCCUACAGAAUCUCGACUGCUGUGGUCAGCAAGCUGCUGUGCCAGGAGCCCCUCAUGCACAGGAUUGUCUUGACGUUGCAGGCUGAGUUCGUCCGAAAGCUUCUGGCGAAGCCCGGCUCCAUAAAGUUCGGACGCGUUUCGGCGCUGGUUCAGGCGCUUUGCUCCAACGCCCAGUUCGCGAUCCCCGGCAUUCUCCCGCCGGACGUCUUCUCGCCGCCUCCGCGCGUGGACUCCGCGGUGGUCCUCUUGGAGCUCCACGACGCGCUGCGCCACAAGGGUGUAGAGGUCUCCGCGGCGGCUCUAGACCAGCUGCUGCGGCUCUUGCUGGAUGUCCGGGGCCCAAGCCGGGGUUUGGGCUUGGAAGCCCGUCUGACGGAGGUGGAGGAGCAGGUGGCAUCUCGGAUCCUUCCAGAGACUUGGCGCUUGGCGAUGGCGCGGGCGGGCGUGGACCCAGCAAAGCCGGCCGUGGCCAUGGGCCCGGCGGAGUUCGUGGCGCUGACGGCCGAGCUCUGCAACCUGGGCUUUGCGUCUGGCACGCGGAGAGCUCUCGUCUCCUCCUACAUCACUCCACCACACCAGCUCCGUGUGCGACUGAAGCCCGGGAAGAGCCACGACGACCUCUUCGUUGAGGAGGGAUCCUCAAAAGUGAAGCGAAAGCAAGGCCAGCCAGUGGCUGGCCUUCUGGGUGCACUGCAGUCCAUCUGGGGCGGCUACGGAAAGGACAGCAAGGCAUCUGACGAGGUGAACGCGCCGGCAAAGAAGGAACUUGCAGAUGGUGAGGAGACGAUCCAUAUCUUCAGCGUGGCCAGCGGCCAUCUGUACGAGAAGCUCCUCAGCAUCAUGAUCCUCUCAGUGCGGAACAACACGAAGAACCCUCUGCACUUUUGGUUCAUCGACAACUUCCUGUCGCCAAAGUUCAAGGCCUUCAUUCCCCAACUGGCGGCGAGGUACGACUUCAAGUACGACUUCGUUACCUACAAGUGGCCCUCGUGGCUCAACCCGCAAAGUGAGAAGCAGCGGCUCAUCUGGGCGUACAAGAUCCUCUUCCUGGAUGUGCUCUUCCCACAGGACGUUCCAAAGAUCAUCUUCAUCGACGCCGACCAGGUGGUACGUGCAGACGUGAAGGAGCUUUGGGACUUGGACCUCAAGGGCAACGUCUACGGUUUCGUUCCCAUGGGCGACUCGAACCCUGAUACCGAGGGCUUCCGCUUCUGGAAGCAGGGCUACUGGAAGAGCCACCUCGGUAACAAGCCAUAUCAUAUCUCGGCUCUCUUUGUGGUCGACUUGAUCGAGUUCCGACGGACCUCCAUUGGGGAGUCGCUGCGGGGCGUCUACAACCAGUUGAGCCGGGAUCCCAACUCCCUGGCAAACUUGGAUCAGGACUUGCCCAACUUUGCGCAGCACCAGGUGCCAAUCUUCACACUGCCGAGUGAGUGGCUGUGGUGCGAGACGUGGUGCUCACAGGAGAGCAAGAAGACCGCCAAGACCAUCGACCUCUGCCAGAACCCGCUCACGAAGGAGCCGAAGAUUGUCAUGGCCAAGCGCAUCAUCGCGGAGUGGCAGACGUAUCACGACGAAGUGCAGCAUCUCCAGUCGGAGUUCGAAGCCGCGGCCGCGCCGCCUCCUGGGGGCAAGGUAGAGCUCUGA
Molecule: messenger RNA, 2415 nt
Organism: Symbiodinium natans
Lineage: Eukaryota; Dinophyceae; Suessiales; Symbiodiniaceae
Source: the annotation of a GenBank genome assembly